Molecule: messenger RNA, 2618 nt
Organism: Cuscuta campestris
Lineage: Eukaryota; Viridiplantae; Streptophyta; Magnoliopsida; Solanales; Convolvulaceae
Source: the annotation of a GenBank genome assembly
CGGAUGCGCGUACCGUAAGAUCAUCGUAAACUAUCAUAAUCAUGGCGGCGAGUGAUUCCAUUACUCCCCGUACUAUGCUCGCGCUCUCUCUCUCUUACGGUUUUUAAGCACUAGGGUUUCCGCAUUGUGAGCUACGGACUGGCGGCGCGAUGUCUCCUGAAGCGCCGCCGUUCUGCAAGGGAGACAAAGUCGAAGUCCUCAACCGCGAGCAUUUCUCAAUAUGGUUCCCCGCGGCUGUGCUCCGGCCGCUUGCGAGGAGGAACGGCGGAGCCGAUCAGAUCUACGUCGAAUUCGAGACGUUGUGUUCCGACGAUGAUCCCACCAGGCGGAGGAAGGAGUUCGUCUGCGCCUCCUCUGUCCGCCGCGAGAAACUUGCUGCUAUUUUAAAGUUGGGGACAGCGCCGAUGUUCUCUAUGAACAGAGAGGGUGGAGGACUGGGACGGUGGACGAAAUUCUGGAGAGCUCGAUGUACGCCGUGACUCUAGGAGGCGAAAAUGAGGCGGCGGAGAGCGUGGUGGCGGAGCAAUGGCAAUUGCGGGUCCACAGGGAUUGGAAUGACGGGUCUUGGGAUCCACCGAUUGAACAUCAAUCUGACCCUAACUCCCAUCAGUGCCAACACUCACAGAAGAAAUCUGAGGAUUCGGUAAUGACAGCAAGUGGAAUCAAACUCCGGAUCAAGUGUAACAGAAGACCCCAAGCUAGGAAGUUCAGCAAGGAAAAGCUUGUGGAGGUUAGGCAUAAUGGUGAAGGUUUUGAUGUAUCUUGGUAUGCUGCAGUUAUGAUGGAUGUAUUAAGAAGCGGGAAACUCUUGGUACAGUAUCAGUCCUUAAAGACAGAAAAUGGGAUUGAACUUCUCACAGAAGAGGUUGAUGCAUCAUGCGUCAGGCCAUUUCCACCUGAAAUUGAAAGGGUCAAUCCUCUUGACCAUCUUGACAAAGUUGAUGCUUGGUUUGAUAAAGGAUGGUGGGAGGGAUAUGUGUGGGAGGUUUUUGAAGAUAUGAAUUACGUGGUAUGUUUAGGGUCCACAAAUCAACUCUCAACAUUUGCACAUUCUAACUUGAGGCCUCACCAAGACUGGAUCAAUAACAAAUGGGUUGCGGCUGCAAAGUUUAAUUUGCCAAGGAGCACAAAUGAUGUGACAGCAAAGUCAACUGCCGCAAAGUUGAAGAUGAAGGGUGAUGCAAAGGUGUUAGGUCCUAAGUUCAGUAAGGGAAUGAUGGUAGAAGCCACAAGCUUUGAAGAAGGUUACCAUGGUUCUUGGUUCACUGCUCUCAUUUUCGACACCAAGGAAGAGGAGAACGAGUAUGUGUUGCAAUAUCAGACUCUGAAAACAGAUGAUGAAUCUGAACUCCUAAAGGAAAAUGCAGAUGCCUUCAAUAUUCGCCCUUGCCCCCCCAUUAUCCAACGGGUUGAUCGCUUCAAAAUGUUUGAACAAGUUAAUGCGUGGUACAAUGACGGGUGGUGGGAGGGUCUCAUUUCCAAAGUUCUUGAAGGCUUAAAGUAUGUGGUGUAUUUCUGGAACACAAAUGAAGAAAUAGAGUUUGAACAUUAUGGUAUUAGGCAUCAUCAAGAGUGGAUUGAUGGAAAAUGGAAAAUUGCUUCCAAGGAGUCCUACAAACUACCUAAUCCCAACCUCGGGUUAAUGAAGAGAUGCAGCACCAUGAUUGGCUCAGGAACGCGUUUUUGCAAUGGAGAGAAGGUGGAGGUUAUAGAUGGGGACGAAAACCAGCUUGGACAAACUUGGUAUUAUCCGGCUUUGAUUUUGAGGCCAAUAGGCAAUGCCAAGUACUUGGUAGAGUUCAGGACGCUAAAAUAUGAUCAUGCAACCGAACUGUUGAUUCACGUAGCAGAUGCUUUGUGUAUAAGGCCUUCCCCUCCUCUGCUGCAAAGAACUGACCGAUACAGAGCUCUUGAUGACGUUGAUGCUUGGUUCAUUAAUGGUUGGCGGGUUGGUCGAGUAUGCGAAGUUCUUGAGGGUGGGCGGUACAAUGUAUAUUUUGAGACUACAAAUGAGAUAUUAGAAUUUCGGCAUAAUGGAUUGCGGCCUCAUCAGGAUUGGAUAAAUAGCACAUGGGUGAAUCCUAAACAACGGGUACGUUUUUCCCUUAAAGAAACAAGUAAUUGUGAAUUUGUGAUGGCUCUUUAUCUUCCUCUGAGUGUGAAGCACUUCCCUUGGUUGUGAGGAGUAGCAAGGCACCACCAACAUCACCCAAAGUUCAUUACAGGCGCGAGUAUUAGGUAAACGCGGCGGUUCGUGUCCAUUCCCACUAUGCACAGCUCUGACUCUGAAAAUAGGAUUAGAUGAAAGAGGAUUGGAGACGCGAUCACUUGUCUUCUUUCACACUAUGGAUAUAUUAUUAGUUUAUUAAUCAACGUAAAUUGGGAGAGGUUAAGAAGAACUCUAACUCUGAUCUUUCAUUAGUGUUUUGAUGAUUCAGUGUCAAAAAUACUCCCUUACCGGGAAAGGUUUGAUAUGACAUAUGAUCCAUAAAAUGUUACUCCGUAUUAACUUAUGAUGAUGGUAUAGUAUUAAGGCUCAAAUUUGAUACUUAGUACAUAUAAUGCUGUUACGCCAACUUGUUGGGACUUGGGAGUGUUAAUGAAGGGUUUCUCUCUCU